Molecule: messenger RNA, 2514 nt
Organism: Sesamum indicum (sesame)
Lineage: Eukaryota; Viridiplantae; Streptophyta; Magnoliopsida; Lamiales; Pedaliaceae
Source: RefSeq, a predicted model, not a curated record
AACAGCCGUCGCAUCUUUUUUACCUUUAACCCAAAUCCAAAAUUCUGGAGCUCAAACGCACGCGCUAAUGGAGUUGAGAUUCUCCUUCUACUUCUAGAGCCUCACCGCCACCCUCCUUAUAUAUAUAUAUAUAUAUUUCUCUGUGUAAUCAAAUCCCUUAUUUUCCGCCAUUCUAUCUCCAUAAUCUUCUUCCUCCUCCUCCUCUAAUAUAUUAUUACAAUUUGAUUUGUUUCUUCAAAUGCCUACAAUUACUAGCUAGCUAAAAGCCAGCUAGAGAGUGAGUUGGGAUUGGGAAUGAUGAAAAGCUGAGAAAUGGGCUUCAGUUUCCAGCUCCACAUUUUCGAUCCAAGAUUUGUUGUGGGUUUUGUUUUUUAAGAGUGGUAAUUUUAGUUCUGGAAAAAUGGGGGUUUUGGGGGACUCGUGGUGUUUCUGCAAUGGUGGCGGCAAGUCGGAGAGAAUCAAGGCCGCUAUUUUCUCCGGGAAGGCUCCGGCAAUGGCCAGAAUCAAUGGUGGCGGCACCGGCUUCUUGAUCCACCGGAAUCUGCUUCUCACCACUCACGCUAAUCUCCCGUCCGUUGCUGCUGCUGAAGCUGCCGAGAUCCGGCUCCACAAUGGCCUCUCCGCUAGCCUUUUUCCUCAUAGGUUCUUUAUCACAAGCUCUGUUCUUGAUCUGACAAUGGUGGGCCUUGAUGCUAUGGAUGGAGAGUCAAGUGCACCUGUGCAGCAACUUCACUACUUGAAAACUUGUUCAAAACCAAAUCUGGAGCUGGGAAGUUUAGUUUAUCUUUUAGGAUAUACAGAGAAACACGAGUUGACCGUGGGUGAAGGUAAGGUAGUAAUAGCUACUGACAACCUGAUUAAGAUGUCGACUGAUGGAGUAAACUGGAGUCCAGGUUCUGCUGGUUUUGACGUUCAUGGCAAUCUUGCUUUCAUGGUUUGUGAUCCUAUGAAGCUCGCAACAUCUCCAAAUACCAAAUCCUCCUCAACUUCUUCAUCCUCAUCAUCAUCAUGGAAAAAGGACCUGCAAUUUGGUAUCCCUAUUCCCAUCAUCCGGGAUUGGCUGAAUCAGCAUUGGGAGGGGAACCUCGAUGAACUGAACAAACCAAAAUUACCAUUGAUACGGUUGAUGUCCUCGGGCCAGAAAAGUGAGCAUUCUUGUGCAUCAUUCACAAUGCGUCAAGUCUUUAAGUCAACUGAAGGUGAGAAAGAGGGGACAACACCAACAUCAUCGAACAUAAUAUCCAGACCAACAGACCAGCCCGGACCAAGUUCAGCUGUUGUCAACAAUUUGGAGAACGAGAACUCGUCUGGCGAUCCACAAGGUGCAACACAUGUGCCAGGGAUUCCAACCCCAGAAAUUUUUGAGUCCCCUAUGUUGACUUCAACGCCAGUAAGGAAGAAUGAUAUUACUCAAAUUCAGCUCUUGGAUAUCAAUUUUCCACCAAGAGUUGCUAAAGCUGCACUAUCACCAAAACAACUAGGAAAGCUGCUGCCGAGCUGUGACCAGAAUUACGUCAAGGAUUUCUUAUUGCAACCACCAGCCAAAGAAGAACAACAUUGUGAAAGAAGGCCAUCUGACCUCAUCCCUGAUGCUGAAUCAACAGGAUCUAUUAAUGGAGCCCAGAGCGAAGUUCAAUCAAGUUCAUCCCGAGUUGAUGUUUCAGAGAUACCGCAUGAAUACAGCAGCGAAGGAGAAACAACCAUGUAUUCUGCUGAAACUGCCGAAAGUCGGAACUAUACAAGUCCAAGAGAGGGAAAGUUUCAUGAAGUUGGAAGGAGCCAGAGCUGCGUAAACCCCAACAGAUGGGGGCCGAUGCAAAGAAAUCACAUUGGCCGUGGGGCUAUGCUGGAACGGCACAGGAACUUCACGCAAGGGAGGAAAGUAUAUUCGCAAGGCGCAACUUCUCAAAGGAGCAACGACUACUUCAGCCCAACAGUUUCUUCGAUCAUGAAGAAGCGGAACAAUUUGGAGCAACCAAACAGGCCACGGCAAAGUGCAGGCCAUACAUCUCCAAGGGGAUCCCUCCCUGAAAUCCUUGACCAUGAUCUCCAAUGUCCUCCGCCCAUAACUCACCACCUCAGUCGAAGACGCAGGAGCAGCCUCAAACACCAACUGAUUGCGGCUCUACCAAAGCAACCAGCAAAUCAGCAAGAACAGAUCAAAGUCUCGGCCCUCCAAUGCCUCUCCAACAGUUCACAUCCAAUCUUCCACGUCCCAAGAAACGCUGGCAAUGAUGGCUCAUGGCAAUCCUGACAGCGCCCCCAAACCUGUCCCGCGAAGGUGCAUUUCAGCAACACGUGUGAAAUAUCGUCGGUCACAUACUGGCAGCGCGCGCCACGCACCCGUCAUUUUUAAAAGGUGAGCUGUGUCAACCAUCCAACUACCUACUGCACAUUAGGUAUAGCAUCUACAGAACAUGAGAAGCAAAAUUAACGAUGCAGGAUAUAUUAAGAUUGUAUUGUAAUUUUUGUUCCAAGAAAAUCAGUUUUGUGGAAACAUGAGAUAUAAUUUGG